GGCCAUUCUUUACGUUGGCUUUGGCCCAGUACUGUUUGGGCUCAAAAUGUAGUUCGUACAAAGCUGAAACUGUGAAAGAAACACUGUCAGUCUGUCACUUGUCAGUCACAGGCGCUAGGCCAUAGGCGUGCGGCGGACUCAUCCUGCAGGAGGUGUUGACGCUGUCGGUGGACGGGAGACGCCUCCGCCACGGAACCGGCCGCCGAUCUCUACUACGGUUUUGGUGCAGUAGAAACUGUAAAGUGUUGCUGGCCGGUUACGAUCGACGAAAAGAACUGGUGUGCUCAAGAAGUGCGCUGGUCACCGGUUCGUUCACACAGAUCCGGAUAUUAUCCCGGCACGGGCACGUAAAUCAUUGACAUCACCGUGCGGAGGAGAUCGACACGCGAUCGACACAGUUGUCAGCUCGCCAGUGUUCCGCUUUGCUGGAUAUUCCAACUCCAGCAGCUGUGACCGAAGAAGUAGAGACUCAGAGAAUCAGUGGAUAAAGCCUAUAAAGGCUACUAAACGGUGGUGAAGGCGCAGGGCGGUACGUGGUAUAAUUAUAUAAGAUCCCACCUGGCUGGAAAUACUACACAGGACCUAUUGAUUAUGAUGCACAAUGCAGCAAGCGAUGAGUUGAAUCAGGCGUGGCUGCUUAUGCUGGCGCUAUUUCCGACACCAGUAGUACAGAGUCUCACUCUCAGUUUCGAGCUGGUAUCGUACCGAUUCUAAUGUACGGAACUUCACGAUGACGGCACACUAUGGGACGAGCGACGAUGGAUAUAAAUUCGUAAUGGAGGCGAGCAGCGCCGUGCAAGGCGAACAAGAUUUGACAACAAACGAGUAUCACUGCAUAUCUGCGGACGAUGACGAUCCCAACUCGUCACCUAACAGUCCGCACAGCGGGAGGAGUAGCGGACGGUUGGAGCGCUAUCAGCGUUAUGCCAUUUGGCUAUGUAUGGUGUCACUGGGUGCUAGUCUCUCACUAGGGGUGAUGGGCUUUGUUGGGUCGGUGAAAACUGACAACGACGCGGCCUUUGGCUUUGCGCUGAACUGUGUUCUGGAUUUCAUCUCCACGCUGGUGGUGCUCUGGAGGUUCUGGCCACAAGUGUUCGGACGCCAGCGUCAUGCAGCGGCGACAACAGACUGUAGCUUCCACAGCCCGACAGAUCUGCUGGCGGGACAGCAGCAAGUGAGAGGGCAGGUACGGGAGUGGUGGCUGCGCGAACGGCGUGCCACGAUCGGCAUAGCCAUUCUGUUUGUGCUGGCAUUUGUUGCCAUCGUAUGCAAGGCACUGGCUGACAUCAUCAAUGGUGAGGUACCAAGCAGCGGUCUACCGACAGUAAUACUAGCUGGCAUUAGUGCUGCUGUGUUUCUUGUGCUGGCCUGGGUCAAAGUCAAGGUGGCGCGUGUCCUGCAGAGCCCGGCUCUGCGCAGUGACGGUAUGAACUCUCUCGGCGGCACCGUCAUCUCGAUUGGCGUUCUGGUGAGCUGGUUUGUGAGACAGCACCAUCCACAUGUGUGGUAUGUCGAUGCGUUCUUUGCACUUCUCGUUGGACUAGGAAUGUUUGUGUAUGCUAUUCGAAUGCUGAUAGUGAUGAUGGCGGCCGACAACCGCAACACACCGGUUUACUAAUAAACUCUGAGAAGGCCCUUGGCGAGAACGUCGCUGAUUGGUCGUCUCUUGGACAACGAGACACACCUCGUUCUGAUACACGUGCGGCGAAAGCCGAUCAUACUUACCGGAUCAGACCAGUUAUCUUCAAAAGGGACACUAGACCUAUUUCUAAAUGGACAAUGGCAUAAUUUAUACUGUGUACGAACGCCGUAUUUCCUUUGCCGCUUCUGCCUUCCGAGGCAUGGCCUGCUGGCCUCCCGGCUCAUCAUAGUAGUAUCAUUCUGUGCUGGAAGGCCUGCAAUGAUUGAAACAAUUAACUUA
This is a messenger RNA of Sycon ciliatum, 1921 nucleotides long. Its product is annotated as transmembrane protein 163a-like. Gene Ontology annotation, molecular function: monoatomic cation transmembrane transporter activity. The record is from RefSeq and is a predicted model, not a curated record. Bases 731 to 1618 code for a protein of 295 amino acids. Gene Ontology annotation, cellular component: membrane. The transcript has a single exon. Lineage: Eukaryota; Metazoa; Porifera; Calcarea; Leucosolenida; Sycettidae. Gene Ontology annotation, biological process: monoatomic cation transport; transmembrane transport.